AUGGCUUCCAGCACAGCUGACCCAAAUAGCGUCUCCCACAAUGUCAGCUUCUGCCUUCCUCACCACCCACCCCGGGCAGCCAGUGUGAUACUCUGUCUGUUCUACACCAUCCUUUUGGUCUUCAGCACCCUGGGAAAUAUCCUUGCCCUUUGCCUAGCCUGUCAAAAGGGCAAGAAGAUCAACUCAACAGAUGUCUACUUGGUCCACCUGGCAGUGUCUGACCUUCUGUUCACGCUGGCCCUGCCUGGGAAGAUCACCUAUUAUGCACUAGACUUCAGCUGGCCUUUUGGUGAAGGGCUUUGCAGGCUGACAGCGUUCAUAUUCUACUUGAACACCUAUGGUGGGGUCUACCUCAUGACUUGUGUGAGCGUGGAUCGCUAUCUAGCUGUGGUCCGCACCCACCAGUGCCCCCGGCUCCACAGUGCCAGCCAAGCAAAGCUCAUCUGUGUGGCCAUCUGGGCCCUGGCAGUUCUGCAGACAGUGCCUCUCCUCCUGAUAAGCAUGACUAAGCCCGUGGCAGGCAGGAUCACCUGCAUGGAGUACGUCAGCAUUGAGAAGGUCUUUAGGCUGCCUCUCAUAAUCCUAGUAGCCUGUGUUAUAAGCUUCUGUGGGCCAGUGGGGAUCAUGUUAUUUUGUUACGUGAAGAUCACAGUGAAGCUGUGCAGGACUGCUCAGGAAAACCCUGUGAUGAGUGAGAAAGGGCACCACCGGAGGGCCUGCCUGCUCACUCUGGUGGUGCUGGUGGCCGUGAUUGUGUGCUUCAGCCCUUACCAUCUCAACAUCAUUCAGUUCAUGGUGAGACAGACACUCUACCUGCCAUCUUGCCCUGAGCAGACAGCUUUUAAAGUGUCCCUUCAGCUCACCGUGUCCCUCAUGAACAUGAACUGUGGCAUUGACCCUAUUAUUUACUUCUUUGCAUCUACGCAUUACAGGAAAUGGCUCCUCAGCAUUUUAAAACGAAGAGCAGCAGCAUCCUCCUCUUCAUCCCUGGGGAGAACUUCCUCAGAAAUACAAAGUACCAACCAGACCAGAGGCUCCAUGCCUUUAGAGGAAAACAAAGUCUAAUGAGUCAUUGGCUUAUACAAUUUGGGGGGGGGGAUUCUUUAAGCAAAACAUAAAUAAAUACAAAACUAGAUAAAGAGCCUUGGAUGGUGAGUAAGGAGCCCUAAGAUUUGAACUUCAUUAGCUUCAUAAUGAAUCCACCUCCAAUGUAUCAUAAUAAAUAAC
This is a messenger RNA of Phyllostomus discolor (pale spear-nosed bat), 1227 nucleotides long. RefSeq names its product G-protein coupled receptor 183-like. The record is from RefSeq and is a predicted model, not a curated record. Gene Ontology annotation, molecular function: oxysterol binding; G protein-coupled receptor activity. Gene Ontology annotation, cellular component: membrane. The transcript has a single exon. The coding region runs from base 1 to 1065 and encodes 354 amino acids. Gene Ontology annotation, biological process: G protein-coupled receptor signaling pathway. Lineage: Eukaryota; Metazoa; Chordata; Mammalia; Chiroptera; Phyllostomidae.